AAAGUCCCCUCUUAACAAUAAUACUGUUCUCUUCAAGAAAAAGGAACUUACUGACCUCUUUCUUCCUUCCAUAUUUUUUUUCUCCCGUAUUUAUGUAUCCCAUUUAAUCAGUAUUUAAAUACAACUGGUUUUUGAACUAUGUUAGACUCUGAAGUCUAAACAACAUUUCCCCUUAACCAGUUAACUCCUCUGUUUCUUUACUCAGAGCCUGUCUCCAGUUCCCCUACAAAUUGUUCUUUUUUAACUAUUGUUAUUUCAUUAUUCAAUUCAUCACUGAUCACUUGGUCUAGGACAUAUUUCUGCCCCCCUUCUUCCUAAUGUUUCCAUCCACAUAAAUAAUAUUUUCAGACAGACUUAUAUAUUUAAUCAUUCUAUAUUAGCAUAUCUUACCGACUCAUCAAUAUCUAUUGGGCUUCAUUCCAAAUUACCCCCAAACUUAAACUUGCCUCUCUUUUCUCUCUAUUGCAGCUUUCAUUGGAUGCAAUUGUAGAACCAAACCAACAAUGAGAAAAGAGCAGAAGAUUUCCAAGGUAACCCAUUUUUGUAAACACAUGGAUCAAGUUUUUUUAAGUAUACCGGCCAUUGUUCAGAGAGUUAACCAUUUUGAGAAUCCGUUGCAGGCCUCAUGGCCAAAGCUUGUUGUCAAGAAAUUGUUGAAUAUGAAGAGCUGUCCCGAUGAAUAUCUUUCCGAUUAUGCGAUAACGGGUCAGGGAUCGAUUUCCAUUUUUCGAUUUUCCAGAUAUGAUGAAGAUUGUGAAGAAUUCUUUUUAAUUGCUACAUUGUGAAUGUUGUUAACACCUGGUUUUAACACGUGGGGCCAUUUUUUUUUUACCGGAUCAGGCAAGGUGGAGAAAGUUGAGAGGAGAAGGAAGAGUUGUUCGGAUCAAGGGUCAUACGUGGUCGUACCGGAGGAAAUCACAGGCUCCUUGAUUGAAGAACGUGAUGGCAUCGAACGCCCAAGUGUUGAAGAUGACGGACCAUCGGCGAUUGAUGAUCGCAAUCUCAGGAUGUUCGUAGGGACGUGGAACGUUGGUGGCAAGGCACCCCAUGAUGGGUUGACUUUAGGUGAUUGGCUGAGAACACCUACACCAGCGGACAUAUAUGUCCUUGGCUUUCAGGAAGUUGUCCCUCUGAAUGCCGGAAACGUACUGGGAGCCGAGGACAACGGUCCAGCAGCAAAAUGGCUUUCCCUAAUCCGGCAAGAGUUAAAUGGUCACGACUGCGCCGGAGUUGAUACUUCCGGCGAAUCCCGGCUAAACAAUUCAUUUUCACAAUCUUCAUCCGACCAAGAACCCGACGUUGUAAGUCAACGGAUCAGCUUCUCGGACUUACUCUCAUUGGAAAAAGAACAAGCGCCGGACCAAGAAGCUUCAGUUAGUCAAAGGAAACCUAAAUAUUGUCUGGCUGCAAGCAAACAGAUGGUGGGAUUAUUUUUAUGUGUGUGGGUUCGUUCAGAUCUCCGACCGCACAUUUCAAGUUUGAAGGUUUCAUGCGUCGGAACCGGCAUCAUGGGAUACCUCGGAAAUAAGGGAUCAAUAUCAAUCAGCAUGAUACUGCUUCACACUAGUUUCUGCUUCGUGUGUACUCACUUGGCAUCUGGAGAGAAAGAAGGUGACGAGAUCAAAAGGAAUUCCGAUGUUGUUGAUAUUUUGAGGAAAACCAGGUUUUGUCACCCAUUGAGACUAAAAGGUCAACUACCUGUUCUGCCCGAGGGAAUUUUAGAUCAUGAAAAGAUAAUUUGGCUAGGAGAUUUGAACUAUCGACUUGCACCUAAUGGUGGAGACGCAAUUGAGCUUCUCAAAAGGAAUGAUUGGCAAACCCUCCUUGAGAAAGAUCAGUUAAGAAUCGAACAAAAAGCUGGUCGUGUAUUCAAAGGUUGGGAAGAAGGGAAGAUUCAAUUCGCUCCAACGUACAAAUACAGAAAAGAUUCCGACGAUUACGUUGUUCAAACAUCCACAUCUAAAGAGAGGCGAAGAACUCCCGCCUGGUGCGACAGAAUAUUGUGGAAAGGAGAGGGAUUGAAGCAAAUGUGGUAUGAAAGAGGGGAAUCAAAAUUUUCAGAUCACAGACCAGUUUCAUCACUGUUCUUGGUUCAAGUAAAUGCAGCUCAAACCAAUUACUAUGAUAAAGCCGCAUCAUCAAUUGGUUCUAACACCAACAAUACCUCUGCAUCAGCCAGAUUCCAAGCUGAGGAGUUCUUAAUUUUGUCCAAAGAUGCAAAAUUCAUACAGACCGCUCCUCUGCUGAAACUCACAACAAGUUAGUGUAUGCUACAUAUAUUUCACAAUUUGUACAGAAAAUGGGAGAAAAAAGUCACAAAAAAAAAAAAAACAAAAAUGCAUUUGGCUUUAGCGAAUUGAAGCUCGGAAAUCAAAGUCCAUAAUUGGCUUAACAUCCCACAAGGGCUAAGUUGCUGGAUUCUGGCAUGUUUUUGGUUUGUAUACCAGUUAAUCAUAACGCCCGAGCAUGCGGCUUCAAGACGUGCAACAGUGCCAGUGGGAUUUCUGAGACAUAAACAAACGUGAGAUCGUUUUGUGUGCGAAUGAUGGCUUUGAUCCUUGUUGGGUUCUCUUUCUUUUUGGUGGGGGAAGACUGUAUAUUGGGGAGCAUGUGUUUGAUGGAAUGCGCAAGAGAGAAAGAGAUUGCCUGAAUUUUUCUGAAUUGCUCAGCCUUUGGAAGCGAGAGGAUUGUUGCGGUUCAGCUUUUUUCGCAUAGUUGGUUAGUUUAGUGUGCUUUGGGGCUAAAUUUUUUUUUUUUUUGUUUUUAAACUUUCUUUGGAUGAAAGUAGUGAUGGAGGUUGGGCUUGUAAAUGGAAUGUGGGAGUGGGCAAAACAAUGUUUUUGUGAGGUAGUUUGGGGCCUGUCCAUAUUUUUAUGGGCUCCUUAUAGCCUCUUUUCAAUUUUGUCAGUAGUUCAUUAGCACUUCUCAAUGGUGUUUUUUUACGAAUGAGAGGACUCUAAAAUGUAAUACUAUUUUCCUUUUUAUGAAGCAAAAGCCACAAUGUGAUUAACACACAGUUGAAAAAUUAAUUGACGAAUCAGUUUUGGU
Oldenlandia corymbosa var. corymbosa is the source of this 3048-nucleotide messenger RNA. Lineage: Eukaryota; Viridiplantae; Streptophyta; Magnoliopsida; Gentianales; Rubiaceae. The record is from the annotation of a GenBank genome assembly.